Messenger RNA from Labrus mixtus (cuckoo wrasse), 2941 nucleotides. It is a transcript of the gene rspo1, whose product is annotated as R-spondin 1. The transcript has 5 exons. NCBI's taxonomy places the organism in Eukaryota, Metazoa, Chordata, Actinopteri, Labriformes, Labridae. The record is from RefSeq and is a predicted model, not a curated record. Bases 601 to 1467 code for a protein of 288 amino acids.
AUCAGGUCCUGGUACACCCAGAUGUGUUUUCACACAUAGUCAGGAACUUGGAUCCACCCUUUUUCAGUCUGCCAGCCCUCAAUUUAUUGCCUCCUUAAAGCAUCUUUAAUAGGACACGUGCUUUGAGCUUAGGCACGCUCUGACAGCGAUCAAUCAGCGCGUUCCCUGAUUCCCCUGCCAGCCCACCCCGAGCUUCAUGGGUUGAACCACCAGAAGUUCGUCAAUCCUCCUCUCCAUUCUCUCCUCCUCUUCAUCCUCCGCUCAACCCCUCCAACCCAACCUCCUCUUUCAGUGAUGGCUACUCGUGCCUUGGGCUUGUUUGGAAUUGUAACUGCAACAUCACCCUCCAGUACACAGACUUGCGUCCGCUGCAGCCUGGAGUGAGAGAUCCCGAGAGACAGAGGAGGAGGGGUGAGAGAAAGGGAGACACAGACAGAGGAAGAGAGCAGUGCCACAAAGCAGAGAGAGAGAGAGGAAGGAUCAUAAUCACAGUCACAGUUGCAAAGGGAUCCACCUGUCCCACAGAGGAAGGGGCCCCCCCAACCUGAUCCAUCUGGUCGCAGGGGGGGACCCUGCGUGGCCGGCAAGGCAGCAGGGACUAUGCAGCUGGGACUGGUGGCGCUGGCAAUGGUCUUCCUCAGCUCCAUGGGUCAAGGCGAUUCUCUCAAGCUCUCCAAGGCGAGAAGGCAGAGACGGGUUAGCACUGAAGGGCCUCCAUCUUGCCCAAAAGGCUGUGAACGGUGCUCGGAGUACAAUGGCUGCAUUAAAUGUAAGCCCAAGCUCUUCAUCUUCCUCGAGCGCAAUGACAUCCGUCAGAUCGGCGUGUGCCUCGCCUCCUGCCCCGUGGGAUACUUUGGCAUGAGGAACCCAGAAGGCAACAACAGAUGCACGCAAUGUAAAAUAGAGAAUUGUGAAGCCUGUUUCAAUCGCAAUUUUUGCACAAAAUGUAAGGAGGGCUUGUAUUCACACAGUGGGCGAUGUUAUGUCAGCUGCCCUCCAGACCAGCGCACCGCCAAUGAUACCAUGGAGUGUGUCGGUCAGCGUCCUGCAGAGUGUGAACUAGGCGAGUGGGGCCAGUGGGGAUCUUGUACGAAGAAGAACAAAACAUGUGGAUUUAAAAAAGGCUCCCAGUCUCGGGUUCGCUUGCCCGUCCUGCAUGUCCACAGCCCGGACACCUCGCCGGCUUUUGUGCCCUCGCAGACCUGCGCGCCUCAGACAGAAAGGAGGAAGUGCAUCGUGGCCAAGACGCCCUGUGUGAGAGAGCGGAAGAAUAAGGGAGACCGGCAAGAUGACCCAAACAGAAGAGAGCGGGAGAAUUUGCGCGGGCGAGGAGGAGGAGGGGGGGGAGGAGGAGGAGGAGGGGGAGGAGGGGCAGGAGGAGGAGGAGGAGGAGGGGGGAAGAGGAGAAGAGGCCAGAGCCGAACCACCGCCACUCCUCCCAGCAACACAACAAGCUUCUUCUCCUAAACUCCACGGCCUGCUGGAUGGAGCCGAGAGGACAGAAACGAUGAUACAGGUCAUAGUGGUGAAGGAAAAGGAUAAAUGCUGCUAUGCAUUGCAGAAGAUGCAAAGAGAACUGGAGGAGGAUUGCUGCAAAGGAAAGGCUUCUCUGAGCUUUUUGAAAAGCUGAACAUAUCGUGGAGAUACUGGUGUUACAGUCAGUAAGACUUGAGGGAUCAUUGGACCGUAAACCUCUGUUGAAGACUGCGUUUGGACAUGGUUUACGGCACUAAAAGACUUCUAUCACAUCUCUUAAGUGAAAACAAAUACAAGAGUUCCAAAUGCAGCACAAAGACAAAAAGGCCGAUUACAAAUGAAGACGGCAGACCUUAUUUUAAUCCCGAUUUGUCUUCAUUUGUUUUGUGAGGUGGAUUUUUUUUCAACAGCCGCUUUACGUGACAUAAAGACAAUGACAAGCAAAGGCUGUUGUACCUUUAUUUCCUAUUGUGAGUUAUAAAAAAAAAAAGAAAAAAAUUAAGAAAGGCACUGGAAACCAUUUGUGGUUGUUGAGGACAGAAGGUCUUCUGUGUAUUAUUUUGAGAAGGGAGUCUUAUGACAAAAUAAGCCGAAGAGGAGACGCAGAGGAGGAUUACUGGGAGCUCCUUCUCUGGUGUCUUUACACAAACUCUUGCCAUUUGAUAGCUUAUUGUUUGUUUCAAAUUCGAUGUUAGUGUUUGUAACUCUGCACAGAAAAGGAAGAGUAAAAAACAUGAUUAUUUGCAUGUGUACGAGGCUGCAUGUGCGUGCCUCUGUGCAUGCAAACGUGUGUGUGUGUGUGUGUGUGUGUGCGUGCGUGUGUGUGUGCGUAUGUGUUUGUCCCUACCUAAGUGUUUGUACUUUGUAUGCAUUUCUGCACGGAAUCCUGUUGUGUGUCGACAGAACUUAGAUGUUUGUACAUGUGUGUUUACAUUUGCACAUGUGUGUUAAAAUUGCUCUCAUAGAAUGAAGGAAUAGGAUCUGAAACCAGAGGAAGGAAAUGUAAAUCCACAGCGAUAUAUCAAAUAUGCAGUAACUACAAGCCACUGAUUAUUAUACAAGCCAUCCAGUCAUCUGCUGCUCAGUAAGCGUGUCUGUUCGCAACAGGGUCUGAAGAUUUUGCACAACUUUAAUGUUUCCUACUGCUCGAGUUUCAGAACAGUCACAGCAUCUUACAUGUUUAUUCUAUCAAAGCUGGCUUUCAUGACAUUGAUGCAGAGAAAUGUGCUUGUUUUUUUUCAAGAACUUUUCUUUCGUGGGUCUGUUUGCUUCACACAAGGUAUUCGCUUCAGAAGGAGUCACACGUUACAUUAAUCAUGCAUACUAUGGAUUGUGAUACUGAAUAUGUCCAGCUGUGCUUAUCCUCAUCAAAAGAAAGAAAUAUUAGUAUCAUCAUGUAUAGCUUAUCCUGUGAAGGCCGAAAUAAAGUUCAGAUGAAGCUGAUGAAACUUCGGUCAUACACUGA